This is a messenger RNA of Alternaria rosae, 1389 nucleotides long. RefSeq lists its product as uncharacterized. Bases 1 to 1389 code for a protein of 462 amino acids. The transcript is spliced from 2 exons. NCBI's taxonomy places the organism in Eukaryota, Fungi, Ascomycota, Dothideomycetes, Pleosporales, Pleosporaceae. The record is from RefSeq and is a predicted model, not a curated record.
AUGGCCUCGCAGUUUCCGACACUAGCUUCGAUGCAACAACCAUGCCAGCACAACUAUGCUUAUGCACCGAAUCUUAUCUUCGAGUCAGCAUUUUCCGUCUGCGCAGUCUGCACCACAGAGGCUCGCAUCAGUGAAGUAAGAGCCGCGAAAUCUGCAUUAGCUAGCCGCGGUGGUAUCUUCGAAUCCUCAAAGGCAGGGCCAGAGCUGCGUACGAAUGGUGUCGAUGACCAAAGUUGGAUGUCACACAAAGAUUGCACGAGUCGGUGGAAGAGGGCAAAACUCGAUUGUUGGAGACUCGUUGCGACCCUGGAGAAGUUACGAGAUGAACAAUCCGACAUGGCAGAGGAGUGGGGAGUCGACGAGGCGCUGUAUCUCUGGGAACUGGCAAGAGACGAAUGCUGGAAGGUGCCUGGCUGUCGGUAUCUGGAAGAUUUCACUCCCAAUGAGACAGAAUUGAUAUCACGAUCGCAGAUCACGCAGACUGUUUCGGAGCCUACAACCAAGGAGGGGGAAGAUUCUGAGGGCAGUUGGGAGACGGUUAAACGUAUGUGGAAGAGGAGGUCUCAACCGAUCGAAAAUUCGUUCCCAGACGAGCACGGACCGCUGGAUGCCGACCAGGUGACUCUGAAAGAGAUGGAGGGAGUCAACAAUAGGCUAGCAGAUCCGAGUUCGACACCUAGGAACCGUUUCGACACGCUCGUGAAAGACGGCAGAUGCGCCACUACAGCAGCUGUCGCAAAAGCCAUGAACAAGUCAAAGAGCUUACUCAAAAGGGACAUGACACUAACUGAUUCUCACACUCGCAAAUCGGUCAGCAUUGACAUGCAAGCCACUGUUCUCCCUUGCGAUCACACUCCAGCCACGACGAUGUCACACCAUGAGCACACAAUCAUGGAGCGGAGCCGUAAACGCCCCUCUUACAGUCGAAGCUCCCGUUUCUAUGCGCCCUCACGCUGGGCGAGUCCAGAGGGCUACGAGAAAGACGAUACUAGUCAUUCCAAGACCUCUUGGGCGACUGUUGAUCGGCUCCAAAAGGAGUUUGCGGGUUUGGACAUGGAAUCCGAGAAGAAAGACGAGGUGCUUACUGAGAGAGCUGGAGAAGCUGCCGCUGAGCAAGACAAGAAAGCUAACUUGAGGAAAGUAAAAGACAUGGCCUUUCGCGCACGGCGACCGCCAUGGCAAGGAGAGAGGCUCUUUCAUGAUAGUUGGCAGAGUGCUGAGCUUCUUCAUAUGGGGGACUACUUUAAGAAGGCGCUCACAGAGGAUGCAAAUUCAUCAUCAAUGAGUCAAUCGCACCGUAAAGCAUUGACGAGGGGUCUUAACGACUGCGACAGUGCUUUGAUGCGGGAGAAGGAGGAGAAAUGGAUGAAUGCGGAGAGUGAACGAUAG